CUGCCUAACCCCAACAAACCACCCCCCAUUUCGGCAUUCGAAAACCUUGAAACACCAAACACCAGACCCUCAGUCCCUCUCUCUUCUCUCUGUCUCUCAGUUUCUGCACUGUUCACAAUCUCCAUGGCUCGCCUCAGCGCUUUGGCUUUCGUUUUCUUGACGGUGUUUGCCUCGGUUGUGUCUACCUUAGAAGGAAGAAGGCUUUUCGACACGAAUGAGUACCAGUUCAAGAAGAAAGCUGCGUCGAAUUCGUUGGAUGGAUCUCUGUUCCUGAGUGCCCUUCCGAAGGGUACGGUGCCGGGUUCCACCCCAAGCAAGAAGGGUCAUGCGUUCGUCGUCGACGAGAAGCUCGUUGCUCGGAGGCAUCUGGUUGGCAACGAUCGGUUUCUGCAGUCUGUUCCCAGCCCAGGCGUUGGCCAUUAGUACUACUACUACACCAGCCGGUUUUAUGACUUUAUCAACCAUAUAUUUUUUCAUUAGUUUCUAUACAAUUUUGGGGGUUUCUUUAGCCGUUUCUUUAGUGUUGGGUUUAGUUGAGAAUUUCAGCGCAGUUGUUUAAUUGCAAUGUACAGACAGUGUAGUAGUGAUUUCUCUUUCAUCUCCUUUUAGUGGGAUCCAAUUUGUAACUUGGAUCCCCUUACAAUAUUGAAGACACAGUUUACAAAUAUUUGUAACCAAAUUUAACUUUGCUCUUCUUCUUCUUCUUA
Messenger RNA from Rosa rugosa (rugosa rose), 707 nucleotides. RefSeq names its product precursor of CEP14. The transcript has a single exon. NCBI's taxonomy places the organism in Eukaryota, Viridiplantae, Streptophyta, Magnoliopsida, Rosales, Rosaceae. The record is from RefSeq and is a predicted model, not a curated record. Gene Ontology annotation, biological process: response to osmotic stress; cellular response to nitrogen starvation. The coding region runs from base 124 to 423 and encodes 99 amino acids.